Messenger RNA from Plasmodium relictum, 3333 nucleotides. Its product is annotated as conserved Plasmodium protein, unknown function. Lineage: Eukaryota; Apicomplexa; Aconoidasida; Haemosporida; Plasmodiidae. The coding region runs from base 1 to 3333 and encodes 1110 amino acids. The transcript has a single exon. The record is from RefSeq and is a predicted model, not a curated record.
AUGAUGAAUUUUUCAAAUAAUGUUAAUAUACCAUUUGAAAAUGAUAAAGAAAAAAAAAUUAAGAGAAGUAUAAUACAUGAUGAAAUAAAUGAAGUUACUAGAAAUGAAAAAAAAUAUGUAUUUAAUGAAAAUAACAAUUCAAUAAAUAGAGGCAUUAAUGAUUUUUGUAAUGAAAAUGUGAAUGAUGAAAACUUCAAUCAUUCUUUCAUAAGUAAGGAUUUUAUUAAGAACAUAGGUAUUUGUUAUAACAUUAUUAAUGAUAACACAAUAUUUGAAAAAGAUUCAAGUUUUACUAAAAUAUCAAAUAUAAUAGAAUUUCGUAUUAAGCAAAUAAUUGAAGAAGCAAAUAAAUUUUUUGAAAAAAGAAAAAAAUAUUGUGUAAAUAAAUUUUUAAAUAUUGAUGAUUUUACAAAUUCCUGUCACUAUUUAAAUGUAACAAUCCCAUAUAAGUAUAAGAAUAAUUUUUAUUAUAAAUUUAUAACGUUAAAUGAAACAUUCAAAAAUAAUAAAGUUAUAUAUAGGUUAAUUUCUAAGAAAAAUUUUAAAAAUAAGUUAAAAAAAAAAAAAAAACAUAUUUAUUUGCUAAAAAAAAAAAAGAAAAAAAGAAAAAAUUCAAAUGAAGAACUAAAAAAAUUUAAGAAUAAAAAAGAGGACAAUAAUAAAACAAAUUUUAAACAAUUAUAUGAUUAUAAAAAAGAAAAAAAAAUUAAGGAAGGAUUAAAUAAAGACAAAAAAAAGAAAAUUAAAAGUGAAAAAAACAAAAUUAAGAAUAUAAAAAAAAAAUUUAUAAAAAAAGAACUAUAUGAAAAGCAUUUUCAAAAAAGUGUUGAAUGCUUUAUCAAAGAAAAAGAUGAAAAUGAUAUAGAAGAGAAGAAAAAAAAAAUUGUAAACAUUAAGAAUGAGGAAGAAAAUGAAGAAGAAAAAAGGAAAAAAAAAAAGAGAGAAAAGGAAAAAGAAAAAAUAAAAAGAAAAAUGAAGAAAGAUAAGUUGAAAAAUGAUGAUUCAGAAAAUCAAAAAGAAAGGGAUGAUGAAAAUAAAAUAAAAGAGGAAAUAAAUAUUAUUAGUGAAAAAGAUAAAAUGAAAAAAAGAGAAAAUAAUAAUAUUAGUAGAAAAAAAGAUGAAAGAGAGAUAAACGAAAUAUAUAAUGAAGAAAAAGAAGAAAAUAUAGAAGGGAAAUAUAGGGAAAAUGGAAAUUAUUACGAUAAAAAAGAAGAACUUAACAUUUAUAAAGAUAUAAGCAAUGAUGAUUAUAUAAAAUGUUUUGGUAUAAAAACUGAACUAGAAGAAAACAAAGAAUUAAAAUACAAAGAAAGUAAUGAAAUUGAGAAUGAAGAAAAAUUAAUAAUAAGUAAUAAUUUUAAUAAUGACAAUGAUAGAAAUGUUUGUGAUAUAAAAGAAGAAUACAAAGACAAAGAUAAUAAUAAUAAUAAUGAUCAAGUGAAAUUAUUUGAAGAAAAAAAAAUAACUGAAAAUUGUGAUAUUAUUAAAUAUAGCGAAAAUAAUGAUAUAUAUAGUGAAGAAAUAGUAAAUAAAACUAAAACAAGUAAUAAUGAAAUUAACUUAAAUGAAAAUGAUAAAAUAGAUGAAAAAAAAAAGGAAGAAAAUAAAAAAAAAAAAAAUUCCAAGAUCUUGACAAUUAAAAAAAAAAAAACUUUAGAUAUGAAGAUAAGCAAAGAAAAUAAUUUACUUUAUAAUUCUUAUAUAAACAAUAAUGAAAAUAAAAAAAAAUCAAUUCUAAACUUUAUACUAAGUGAUAUGCAAAAUAGUUUACCUGCUGAACCUAAUUUAACAAUAUUUUGGUUAUUCAUACAAAACAAUUAUAAGAAAAAAAAGAAAGAUAAAAAUACAGGAAGAAAAGCAUGUUAUUUUAAUUAUCAGUGUUAUGAAAUAUUAUAUGCAAUAGAAAAAAAAAAUGAACAUAAAAAAAAGAAGAAAGAUGAUAUAUUAAAUCAUCAUUAUUUUAAAUAUAAUAAUAUUUUUUUAUUACCGAAAUUUUAUCCAAUAAAUAAAGAAUACACCAUUUUAUCAAAAUAUAUUCUAGAAAUAAUAAAAGAUAUAAUUAAUUAUCGAAUCAAUUUUUUUGAUUAUAAUAAUAUUUUACAUAUAUUUAGUACAUCAAAAGAAAUUAAUAAAAUUUUAACAAAUAUUUUAUUCUUUAUUUUUAAUGAAUUAGAUCAUAAUUUACGCUUCAAUAAUAUAUAUGCAUCAUUGAUGUUAUUAAUAUUAUUAAGUGGAAUAAUUAAAAAUAGCAACAUUGAUAUUGAUUUUUAUUGUUUGCAAAUAUUGAAAAUGUUAAUUCAUGUGAUAAUUUAUGAGCAUGAAUUAAAAUUAAAAAACAUUUAUUCUAUUUUGUUAUUAAAGAGAAAAGCUUGUGAUAUUAUAAAUGACUUUUGUUGUAUACUGAGGAAAAAAAAUAAUAAUGAAAUUAUAAAUAUUGAUUCUUAUUUAAUUUAUAUAUCAAGCAAAUUACUGACACAUGAGAAAUGCACAUAUAUGCAUAUAUAUAUAUCUUAUUACCUAAUUUAUUUAAUGCCUAUAAAUAUUCACAUAAAGUUUUUUUUAUCUUUUACACCAAAUUUUUUAUCUAUAUUUUUUAGAAAGUAUUUAUAUUAUCAAAAUAAUUAUAAUUCUUUUUUAUCUUAUGAGCAAAAAGAAAUGAACGAGUUAUUUAAUUUUUUUUUUUUUCAUAUCUAUACACUUAUACAAGGAUCACUUUAUAGAAUAUUUAAAAAUAUCAGUAUAUUAAUUAUUAAUUCCUCAUUAUCAAAUUACUUAAAUUACUUAUUAAAUUUCAUUAUUGAUUAUGCAGAUUAUCAUUUGCCAUUAAUACUAUCAAUUUUAAAAGUAUUAUGUAAAAACACAUCAGCCAAUAAAAAUAUAAAUUUUUUUUCUGAAAAAAAACAUUUUUUUGAUAUUAUAACUAUAAAAAAUUAUGCAUAUAAUAAGCAUAAUUUAAAAAAAAAAAAAAAUUAUUUAAAGAAUGUGCAGGAAAUCAAUAAUUUCUAUAUAAAUGAGGAAAAUAGUGAUCAAGGUGAUAAUUAUUUAGAAGAUUAUUUGAAUGAUGAAGAUUUAAGUCAAAAUGGAAAUCAUAGUAUAAAUGAUAAAAAACAAUAUUUUAAUGAAUAUAUUAAGAAAAGAGCUUUAUUAAAUAAAACAUUAUUAAAAAAAAAUCUUGAAAAAAAUCAGUUAAAGACAAAUAUUACUGUUAAUAAUGUUUUAAAUAAAAUUUUAAAUAAGUUUGAAAAUAAUACGAAAUCGUCAUAUUUAUCAAAUAAGUAUGAUUUAGAAGAUUUUUUAUAUGAAUCAUCUUAUUAUUUUUUAUAUACAUUUUAA